Messenger RNA from Zonotrichia albicollis (white-throated sparrow), 557 nucleotides. The record is from RefSeq and is a predicted model, not a curated record. Lineage: Eukaryota; Metazoa; Chordata; Aves; Passeriformes; Passerellidae.
GCGUGUCCCACCGGCACCUGUCGGAUCACCUGUCGGAGCUGGUGGAGCAGACCCUCAGCGACCUGGAGCAGUCCAAGUGCAUCAGCAUCGAGGACGAGAUGGACGUGGCGCCCCUCAACCUGGGCAUGAUCGCCGCCUACUACUACAUCAACUACACCACCAUAGAACUGUUCAGCAUGUCCCUCAACGCCAAGACCAAGGUGCGGGGGCUGCUGGAGAUCAUCUCCAACGCCGCCGAGUACGAGAACAUCCCCAUCCGGCACCACGAGGACAACCUGCUGCGCCAGCUGUCCCAGAAGGUGCCCCACAAGCUGACCAACCCCAAAUUCAACGACCCCCACGUCAAGACCAACCUGCUGCUGCAGGCCCACCUGUCCCGCAUGCAGCUGAGCGCCGAGCUGCAGUCGGACACCGAGGAGAUCCUCAGCAAGGUGGGACCCCAAAACCCCGCUCGGGGCACGGGGGGCGCAGCAAAGGGUUCUUGGGGUGAGGAGCUGGAGAGAUCCCCCAUCCGUCAUGGGAAACGGGCUGGAUUUGGGGUGGGGUGGGAUUUAUGG